AUGUCGAAUCGGAUGAACGCAGCCGUACAGAUUUCGGGGUUAAGGACGCCGACACGUUCUGAAGACGCAUCACCACAACAUCCACGUCGUCUUGAAGUAGUUUCGAAACAGGCAACCAAGGUUACUGCUAUCUCUACUCGCUUGGAAUGGAAAAUUGAUCAGUUUGAAAAACUGAUGAAGUUGUUCAAAAAUGGACACAAUUUAAUCAGUAAACAAUUUGGAUGUCCACAAGCGCCUACAGUCACAUGGGAACUGCACGUUUAUCCUAAUGGGAAACGAGAAGAGGAUGUUGGCAAUGUUUCUUUCUUUUUGCGACAAGUAGGCUUGCAGCGCGGUGAAGAUCCCAUAAUGACGGAGUUUCAAAUUUACGCGUUGGAUGCGAACUCAUUAAGGGUUAGCGUGUGCAGAGAUACCAAAGAUUUUACUAAUCAACAGGGUCGUGGGAAAUUUCAGGUUUCACGAGAUAAGAUGAUGGCAGCACUGAAAACAGACGGAGCUUUACUUCUUAUCUGUGAGGUUGAAUAUUUUCCUCCUGGAUCAAAAAUCAGCGUUGAACAAGCAGUGGAAGCAGAGCCUCUGGAUGAUUUUGAUGAAAAGAACGAGGUUUCAAUACGGGAUUCUCUUAAAGAUAUGCUAGACAGUGAGCUGUUUGCAGACUGUACUAUAAAGGUCGGUAAUAAGACGCUAAAAGCUCAUCGCUGUAUAUUGGGACAGCAUAGCGAAGUAUUCCGUUCAAUGUUUGCGCAAGAAUCGAUGUUAGAGGCUCAGAAAGGAAUUAUUGAUAUUCAGGAUUCAAGGUUUGAACCUGUGCGGGCCAUGGUAGACUACAUAUAUACAGGUUCGACAGAUCUUGUGGAAGGUUAUGCAGAAGAUGUUUUAGCCAUAGCUGAUAAAUACGCUAUUCUGCCUCUUAAGGAACAGUGCGAGCGAUAUCUCUCAACAACUAUUAACUGUAAAAAUGUUGCCUCUACCGCAGUGUUUGCUGAUACUUAUUCGGCUUCGAUACUUAAACAAGCGUGCACGAAAUAUAUGUCACUGCAUCACCGAGAUGUAUUACGCUCUGCAGAAUGGAAACAGAUGAAGAGAGAAAGAUCAGAGUUAGCAAACGAUCUUUUGGAAUCAGUGUUGGUUGGUGAUGGUGUUACAACUCCUGGCGAUUUCAGUUUUAGCGGUAGCGACGAAAGCAGUUCGACGGGUUCUGGUAAUGUUCUGGUAAAUGAUAAUCGGCCACCACUUCGAAAGCGUGUGCGACGAGCUGCUAUCAGAUGA
Molecule: messenger RNA, 1269 nt
Organism: Cercopithifilaria johnstoni
Lineage: Eukaryota; Metazoa; Nematoda; Chromadorea; Rhabditida; Onchocercidae
Source: the annotation of a GenBank genome assembly